This is a messenger RNA of Effrenium voratum, 1962 nucleotides long. The record is from the annotation of a GenBank genome assembly. Lineage: Eukaryota; Dinophyceae; Suessiales; Symbiodiniaceae.
AUGGCGCAUCAGUGCUCUCCGGGAGGGCAGACUGCUGGGCCAGGCGGGCGGGGCUGUCGGAGCGGGCGUCUUCGGCCUCUGGCGGGCGGCGGCUACUGGAGACGUCUCCGGACGAUUGCUGAGGAGAGCCUGUGGCCCAUAGAGAGUGAGCGUCCGCUGCGGCAGCUGGAGAAGAAGCUAGGCGUGCUGCGGGAGUCCCUCGACCUCGUCUUCGACUUCUCCAACGCUCUGCAGAUGCAGACCCGCUGCUUCCAGACCUGGGUGCAAAAGAUCCGCGCCCAGCGCCGGGCAGAGGAGCGCCGCUUCGGGCUGCGGUAUCCGUCCCUUUGCCUGAAGCUUUGGGCGGCUCACAGCCACCAAGUCUUGGCCAAGAAGCGAGCGCGUGCCCGCCUCGUCGGACACGGAGGCGCUAUCGUGGAACAGGCCUCCUGGGGCUUCCGCCUGGGCGCCGCCUGCAGCGCCUUCGGCGCCUGGCGCCGCUUCGCGGCGCUGCGCCGCGCGCCCCGUUUGGAGAGCCGCUUGCUGCUGUCUUUGUGCAGCAGCAACCUCGACGACGAGCGGGCGUCCAAGCGCGUGCUCUCGCUGAUGCUGGGCAGUUGGCAUCAGCGCUGCUUGCGGCGGAGUGUCAUGCACAACUUCCAGUGCCAGCAUCUUUCGAAGCAGGGCCGGCAAGGUCUCUUCAGCGCAAUGCACAGCUGGCGGCGGCUGUGUGUUCACAACCAGGCGCUGAGGCGCGGGGCUCUGAGGCGUCUGGGCGAAGAUGAGCGGCUGAAGGUCUUUAUGGUCUUCGACUAUUGGCACAAACAUCUCAAGGCGGACCUCCGGCAGGCGGAGGCGGAGCGCCUCGCGAUGAUGGGCACCUGGCAGCGCUGGCGCCGGAAGCAGAUGGCCCAGCGCUGGGCCCUGCGGACCGGCCUCCUUCGGGAGAGUGAGGGCGCGAAGCGGGACUUCCUGCGCUUCCGCGCCGUGUUCGGCGCUUGGAAGCGGCGGGCGCGGCACGGGCGGCGCGUGACGCAGCUGGUGGGCAAGGCGGUGGGCCCCCAUGGCUUGAAGCGCUACGCCUGGUCUGCCUGGGCGACCCAUUUGCUGCGCCGGCGCCGCAGCGGCUGUGGCGCCUACCAGCGCGCCGCGGCGCGGCUGGCAGGGGACCAGGCGCGGGGCUUGCUUGCCAGUGCUCUGCACGGGUGGUGGAGCGGCAUGCUGCUACGGCACUCCACACGCCAGAGCUUCCACCUGGGGCUGCGGAAGCUGCAGCGGUGGCGCAUUGCGCAACAGAGAUUCGGAGGUGGCCGAGGCGACUGUGCCCUUUCCGCCCAGAUCCUGGGCGCACAUGAGGCGCUCUCAGCAGAGCAGCGGAAGCAUUUCUUGACAGCGCGCUCGCUCCGAGAAUGGCAACGCGUCGUGGAUGAGCGCCGGACCCUGGGAGCGCUGCAGGGCCACGUGGGCCGGCGCGAAGCGGCGCUCCAGCGCGCUACGGGCGCCUGGGGUUCUCACCAGGCGCAGAUCUUUCUGCAUGUUGUGUGGCGCUCCUGGAGACGAUGGGCUCACGAGUGCCAUGUGGAGCGGCUGAACCAGCGCUUCCAGGGCGAGCUCCGGCGCGCGGUCCAGGCAUGGGCCCGUGGAGAUCUUCUCUUCAUGGCCGACCUCGAGGCUCAGCGACGGGAGCUGUGCUUCCUGCAGUGGCGCCGGGUAUCGGCGGAAGAGCGGCGCCGGGUGCGAGUGGGCAAGCUGGAGGAGCCGGCUGCACCAAGUGAGCCUCGCGCGGCUCGCCCUCGCGGAAGGGCUGCAGGGUGCACAAGGCGCCCAACUCAGUUGCCUGUUCCAGCCGGGCGCCCCAGGGGAGUGCGCGCGCAGCUUGGCAGGCGCGUGGACCCAUGGAGCGGCUCGGAGAAGCAGUUGGACUCCGAUCCCUCCAUGCCAGCGGUGUCUCGGUGCCUGGAACCAAAAGCGCCAGGCGUGUAG